ACAAGAUCAUCUCCGACAACAACAACAAGAAUUGCUUUUGCUGAAUGCGUGAACAGAAAUCUGUUGUUUCCUACAGACACGACAUCGUUUGUCCCGUUUGUGUGAAAAAAGUGUCCUAGGAAGAGCAUCAACGCCGCAAUGGAAUAAUCGAUCCUUUUCGGGUGGUGACACACACAACAAAGAUUUUCCAGCUGUCAAUAAAAGUGUUUACUAGAUUGGUGUGAAGAGCACCAGUCCAACAGCGUAAUUGUCAUACACACACACACACGGGCAACGCACUACCGCAACGCAACGCUCCCUGUUCUGCCCACCCGGAUAGUGCGUCUGGUGUCAAAACAUCCGAUCGACAAAACACGUUUUUUUUUGCUCGUACGAGGAACCGUGACACGACGAAACGGAUAGAUUGCGCGCUGGUGUGUGCGUGAGUGUGUUAAUGUGUAUUGGUGUGCGUACGUGUGUUUGUGUGCGUUUUCUAUAGCAAGUUGUAAAACACCUUUAGCGCGUACCGUGUGUGUUUUGUUGGUGCGUAGUUUAUCCCCGUUCACAAGCAAUCGUGCGUACGUGAAAACAUAAUUGGUGCAACAAGACACCGCAUUCCGGCUGCCCGGAAUUCCCGCACCGUGAGGGAACUGGAACGGCGGACGGCAAACGGGCAGAUGAGCAGAAGCAGCAGUAUGGCCGAAAACACGGUCUCCAACAGCCUACCACCGUCGUCUGCCCAGUCAAAGGUCACGGUCGGGGGGAGCGGUCCAGCUUCCGGUGGAGCAGGAGGAAUGCAUCAUCAUCAUCACCAUCAUCAUCAUCAUCACCACAAUCACCAUAAAUCGAUGGACAUGGGCGGUGCGGGCAAGGCUGGCGGAGGUGGAAGUAAACAUCACACUAAUGUAAUUCACCGGACUACGAGUGAAAGUUUACGAUUGGGUGGUGGAGGAGCCGGCAGUGGCUCAUCAAUGAACAACAGUGUUAGCGGCAGCACAGGUGGUGCAUCCACGAUGGGGAGCAGCGGUGGGAAUGGCAACAUGGGCAGCAACGAAAACUCUGUCAGCAGCAGUAUGCUAAAUUCGUCCACAUCGGCGAACAGUAUUUCGCGGAAGAGUGGCAGCACAUCGACCGGCGGUGGCGCUGGUCAUGGAGGAGCCGGAGCUGGAGGUAGUGGAAUUGGUGGUGGUGCUGCAGGACCCGGCGGCAAAACGUCGUCCUUCACAAUCACAUCGGUGAUCGUUGGACCGGGCAAGCACAGUGCCGACAAUGGUGACGAUUCGGCAGAUGAUCUGGAUGAGUCGCACACCGACGAUAAUAGCCGGAUAACAGACUUUGAGAAUGAAACUCCCAGCUUUUCGGAGGAUACCUUCAGUAAAGAGGAUGUGUUUUUUACGAACGCGAUCGGCAGUGUGCCAGUCAUACCGACCAGUUCACAGUACGGGUUGGCGAUCGUAGCGCCGAAUGAUCGAACGCACGGUGGGGAGGUACUGGCCGAUGCGAUGCACGUCAGUGUUACGGAUGGCGGCAUUAACAUCAUGGGGCACGGCAAGGGUGAAAUGAGUGAUGGGAAGGAGCUGCAUCAUCGGAACGAGCGGUUUAAGGUGGUCAAGAUUGAAAGUACCGAACCGUUCAAGCGUGGUCGGUGGGUGUGUAUGGAUUAUCUCGACCAUACGACGCUACAGCAGCCGAAAGAAAUCUCGACCGGUGCGGAGGGCAAUGAGGCGGUGGGUGGUGGCACGAAUGCAUCCGUUACCACGCAGGACAGUGGCGUUGGUAUGAACGAUAACGCUAGUUUCGCACCUUCGGACGGGACAAUGGCGAGCGAGUUGCCCAGUAUGGAUUACCAUCCAAACGCCGUCAGCUCAUCGCCGGUAGUAGUGGGCAGUUCGGUAGCCACAUCGACGUCGACGACUACCGCCUCCAAUGUAAGCAGUACGCUACAUGGAAUGCUAAACAACGAAUCUCCCGGCCAGAGUCUAAAUCUUCCUCUCGCUGGUGGAAACACAAGCGGAGGAGGAGCUGCCGGAACUACUGGCAAUACUGCUACUAGUCACGUGCAGUCUACCAACACCGCGGGCCAAGGCAACGGUACCGUCGGUGGUGGGACAGGUAUACCGCACAGUUUACCUCAGUCGCAGCUUCAGAAUGCGCUGGCGGGCCAGCAACCGCAGCAACAAAGCGCAGCGUACUCGCAAGGACAGCAAGGACAAUCCCAAUACUAUCCCCACACGAUGACGAACCUGGCUGACCUGAAUCAGCAGUCUGUGUCGAGCCCGCAAGCCCAUCAACACCAUCAACACGGUGCUACUCUUCCAAGCAACAUGCAAAUUCACCCGCAAUCACAACCACCCCAGCAGCAACAGCAACCCAGCAACACCGCUGUCUCUUCCAACAACAUUCUUCCGCCACUGGUCGCGCCCAUCCCAACAUCACAGGAGAUGAACAUUAUCAUCAACAAUCCGACCAUCCAAUCGAGCUUCCCGUCACCCCACCAGCAGUUUAAGCCACAACAACCGCAGCAAACAGCCUCCCAGACAAACUCGCCCGUCGUCGUUCCCACGUCCCUGCUCGACAACAACGCGACCGUCACCGGGGAAACCGUACCGCUGAACAAUGCCACCACGGGCACAACCAUCCUUUCGCCAUCCACCGGUUCGGGCAAUGCAGGUGCUGCCAUCUCCUCGACUACCGGUGGCGGCAGUGCUCACGAUACAGCUGGCUCUGUAUCGAUCGUCACGGAUCCACUGAUGAAUUCUUCGCCGUCGGCCACUUCCUCACCGGUGACUUCGUCCGCUCAGAUAAUUCCACAACCGGCAACGUUUGCACCUCCACCGGGUGCUGGUGCUUCCACCGCAGCGAUCGGUGAUCCUUCCUCCACGGUUCCACAGAACGCUACGACGGCUCCCAAUUCCGUUACUAGCGGCAGCAACAACACUGCUGUCGGUGGUGGAAGCACCACCACGAACGGUGUCGUCGCGGCUGGCUCUCCGUCGUCUACCGGUGCUAUCGGCCCGGCCAGUUCAAUUGCCGGUAGCUCGGGCACCGAUCAGCUGUCGUCGGAAGCGAAACUAUUAUCGGCUGUAUCUGGCGUUACGGCUGGAACCGUUGCUGGUGACGGUGAGGACCCAGACAAGGCGAACGCUGAAGAUGGUGAAAGCAGCAGCGGGUUGCAGGCGCAGCAGCAGCAACUGCCGUCUCUGCCAUCUGCAAAGCAACAGCAGCAGCAGCAGCAGCAACAACCGUUAGGCACAAACGCUUUUCCCGAUGCGAAUGCGUCGUAUGACAAUUUCCAGAAUGCUUCGCUAGACAGAGGUGUUAUGCUGGCAGCACUGCAGCCACAGAUCGCUCAGCAGCCACAGCAAAUGCCACAGCAGCCGGUGCCGCCGCAACAGUAUCCGCAGUAUCAUGCACCGUUGUAUCACGAGAAUGCCGACAAGCUCUCGAAAGCGUACUCACUGCCACCGUCUAUGAGUGCUGCGGCGAAAGAAUCGCUUCGGAAGGAGCUGGCCCAAAGUCGGCUAGAGCAGCAGCAGCAACAGCACGCCGCACGCAAAUUCCAACCUGUUGCACGCGCUUUCAAUGUUGUUAUUACCUCCGGCAGCACGGCCGGAACCACUAACCCUUCCAGCACAACGCACGUUUCGGGUCCGUCGAACACCAGCAACAUCUACACCAAUAUUGCACUGGGGAAAAGCAUCCAAAACCUCAUGAAACCCACGCCCGUGCUGGCGACGGCCGUGGCCAAUCGCUUAACCGGAGGAUCGCUCACGCGUUCGGUCGGUGCCCUUGGGUCGUGUCAAGAGUUGCCCGAAGGUACGCCGGCACCGGAAGCAACCGGUUACUGUCGAGCCGCCAGCAGUCUGCUGGGCAAUUUCACCGGCAGCAACAGCGUGAGCGCGUGCACGGCAACGCAUCCGCAUCGUUGUGUGCAGGAUUUGAUCAAAGAGGAGCUGGGCGGCAGUCGGCUGAGCAAAGCGGGAAGUAUGAUUAAUAUGAGCACCGAUUCGGAUCUGUUUACCGCCGGCGGUUCACAGUCGCAUCCUGCGUCGGGACGCUCGAGCCCAGCGUACCUGCAAGGAACAACGCCAGUUGGUAGUCCGCCACGAUACCUGAACACGCUCGGUCCCGCGUACAGCGGCGGUGGUGGUGGAGGAAGUGCCCGCGUAAGCCGAGCUCCCUCGCCCUCUGUUCUUCAUGCAAGCGCUGGCGGUGGCGAACACGCAAGUGCUUCGGGAACAAGUGCGGUCGCCAUCGAUAACAAAAUCGAGCAAGCAAUGGAUCUGGUCAAAUCGCAUCUUAUGUUUGCUGUUCGCGAAGAAGUGGAAGUACUGAAGGAGAGGAUAUCGGAGCUGAUGGAUCGCAUUAACCAACUCGAGUACGAGAACGGCAUUCUCAAAGCGAACGCAUCACAGGAAACAUUGGCGCAACUGACCACCGGCGGUAACAGCGUGGCAGCAGCGCCAACAGUCGCAGCCACAGUGCAGCAGCAGGUUACGACCACCACUACCGCCAAUGCCGGUUCCACCAAAGUACCAACCUCCUCGGCAAACCCUGCCAACGGUUCUGUUUCCUAAGCUUAGCGUUCCAAACCAGCCGUUAGACGUACACUUGACAUAAAGACUAUUAUUACUACUACUACUACUACUAACCGAAGCAAGUAGCAUCAUCACUGAGAGCAUCCUAUGCGUGUAGAGAAGCCGCAGAUGUUUCGGGUUAAAGAGCCGCCGCUCUACGCACCUCGAAACUAUUGGAGCGUAAUAGGUCUACAUCCUACGUUUUGCGAUGCUUCUUCCUAGUCCAGCGGGUAACUGACUCUCUGUGAUUGUUGAGGUGAGCGGACAGAAGUGUUCCCACUCCGACACUGGUUGUCUCCGGGAGGAGGAGCCUUAACGUGAGCUGAUGCUUUUCGAUACAGCAACUUCAAUUCCAAGCCCCUGUUAGUAUUAACGUUAUUGCACAUCGAGACCCACGGAUCUUGUUUGCACAUUUGCUCGAAAGUGGCGAUUCGCGUUGCCUGCCCGUUCGGGAUUUUCGAAUGUAGCCGCAAGGUGAAGGAACAACUAGACGCACCCACAACUCACGGAUAUGUCUAAGGAUCAGCUGAAUGCGGACAAUGGAACGUUUCGUUUAGCUAAUUCGACUGCGAACGAUAGCGCAAAUGACGCCAAACACACCAGAAAUUCGAAGCAAUACAAACAUACGGUCGCGGUUGCUUCAAUUGUGUAGACGAAGCACGAAUAGUGAAGGAAUCCUGAAAGAAGAAUCUAACAUAAUGUUGCCAAUGGUAGUUGAAAACAAAUAGCUAAGCAUUCUCAAACCCGUAUGAAGCGUAGCACCACUUCGUAGAAGUAGGGGGGUAAGGUAAUGUUUAUUGGUUAAUGAAGCUAAACCAUUGUACCACCUCGACUAAAAAAUCGAGCAAAAACAGCGAGCCGACCGGUAAAAGUGCAGGCCUAUUUAGUUGAAGCGGUUGAAGAAUAACACACAUUACACAUACAUACACAAGCAGUUGUCUAAAUUUUAAAUGGUAUAGCUUGGCGCACGCAAUAAAUGCAAACAGAUUUGUGUAGGGAUGGAAAGACAAAGGUUAGCGAAACGUUACAGAACGCGGAAAGAAGCCAACAAACGGAACUGAGAUACGUUAAAAUGUGAUUUAAUGAUAGGAAGUGACUAGUGACAAGUGAAUAAGGCAAAGUGUUGUUGUUAGUGGGAAAGCAAAUCGCACCAUACAUUUAGCCGACUCCCAAAGCAAGUAGGUUAUAAAACGCACCGGAGAGUAAUAAACGAACGCCGUAACAUAUGCUGGACGUAACUCAGCAUUAUCCAAAAACUAUUUGCUUUUAUUUCAAAGUAUUUGAUAUGUACUGUGUUUUAGCCUUUGGAGUGUUAUCAGCAUAGGUUGCAUAUUUUUGUUGUCAUAUUGGUCGUCACUGAAAAAAAACAAACAUACAGUUUAAAGUUUAUUGGCUAAUUUACUUUUCGCUGGCAACUACGCCAAACACAAAAGGAAAAAGAAACGAUCGCUGCCCCUGCUCCGUUCCGCACGAGUGAUGUUACGGGAAGUAAUGUAGCAAACGGGAUGGUAGGACGACAGACGGAACGAAUACUCCCGGCUACAGUUGUGUAGUACUGGUGGAAGCAAUACUUUGUUAAAUUAUUUUCAUUUUUAUAGUUUUCCUGUUUGAUCUACUGUUUCGUUGAUCUUAGUGUAAACCCCAUCAAACAUAGGGAAGGUGUAUCACAAGAAAAAGCAGGUCUUUGUGUGAGUUGCUAGGAUCCGAAAAUUCAGCAAGGAUUAGGAAAACAGAAGAUUCAAGGCAAAUAAAUGUGAUUCGUUUGUACAUAAUGAUGAUAGGGAAUGUUUAACAAAAGAAAUGAAAGAGAUUUAUCGAGCUAGAAGGCACGACACAGAGCUACCAUUCGCGUUCAUGCCAUGGGCGUUCGAGAUAGGUAUAUAGUAUACAUGUAAAAAAAAAAUCUGGACCGUAAAUAGAUCGACAAGCAAGAAGUAUGUGGACGUCAUCAGCCAGACAAGUAGCAAGUUGUAGCAAUUGAGCGUGAUGUGCUUUUUUAUUGUUUGUGUUUUUAUCCCGUGGCCGUAGUCUAAUUGGUACCAAGUACCAGACGCCUGCACGGAAUCACACGAAAGUAAGAAAAUUAAGCCACUGUUAUCAUCGUUGCGUACCGCGAGCAGAACAUAGAAUCAAACACAAAGCGGCGGUCGUCGGAACUGUGCCCAAAUCCCAACAGAUUAACGCUACAUUGAAGCCAUGAUGUGCUGUUACACAACAAUAAGUAACAAAAAACCAGGACACACAUAUUAAAUGCAAGCACAUAGCACACAGAAGAUAUGAAAAGGAUGAAAGUUUAGCAACCACACAACUUCAUCUCGCCUCAUGUGUUAUAUAUUUUUAUCGAACAAUGCCACAACAAUACACACAAACCGAUGAAACGAUGUGAAUGGUGUGGGUGAUUCAAGCAUCCAACUGGCUAGUGGAUUUGAUGAAAAGAAAAAAUAAGUCAUGAAAAGCAUAAAUAGUAGAUUACCUUCAUCGCUUGUCAACCGCGCCUAGCGUUUAAGUUUAAUAGGAAAAAGAACUCCCCAUUUAAUUAAAGCUCCUACUCGCAGGAAUAGAGAAUCAAUAGAGACAAAUCAACGAUGGGAAAUUGCACACACUUGUGGAUAAUAGAAGACGGCUGCACAAUAUAGAGUGUGCAUGUAGCAUCGAUGGCAACGUUUGGCUUCUGCUUUUUGUUCGCACAGAAAUGGAAGCAGUUUUGUUUCCAAAUCUAUCGCUUUAAUUUCCUCGACAAAAGCAGCCUCCCUUUUAUUUACAUUGUUUUUUUUUAUUUAUUACAACAAAAAAGGUCCUAUUCAAAUAAUCCUACUCUAAUGCAAAAUAAAAUACCAAAAAAAGGAACAAAAACUGAAUCGAAACUACUAUAUAUUGCAAAUGAUGUGCUGACGCCGUGCACCGAAAAUCGUGCAUUGCCAUUACGAGAAGAGAGAAAAAGAACAUGAAAGUACUGAAAAAAGAAACAGAUUAUAAUAAAUCAAAAUACAA
Messenger RNA from Anopheles moucheti, 7547 nucleotides. RefSeq names its product protein bunched, class 2/F/G isoform (gene bun). NCBI's taxonomy places the organism in Eukaryota, Metazoa, Arthropoda, Insecta, Diptera, Culicidae. The record is from RefSeq and is a predicted model, not a curated record. Gene Ontology annotation, biological process: regulation of transcription by RNA polymerase II. The coding region runs from base 657 to 4556 and encodes 1299 amino acids. The transcript is spliced from 5 exons.